This is a messenger RNA of Sphaerodactylus townsendi, 2344 nucleotides long. RefSeq names its product succinate-CoA ligase ADP-forming subunit beta (gene SUCLA2). The record is from RefSeq and is a predicted model, not a curated record. Gene Ontology annotation, cellular component: succinate-CoA ligase complex; mitochondrion. Gene Ontology annotation, molecular function: succinate-CoA ligase (ADP-forming) activity; metal ion binding; ATP binding. NCBI's taxonomy places the organism in Eukaryota, Metazoa, Chordata, Lepidosauria, Squamata, Sphaerodactylidae. Gene Ontology annotation, biological process: tricarboxylic acid cycle; succinyl-CoA metabolic process. The transcript is spliced from 11 exons. The coding region runs from base 135 to 1538 and encodes 467 amino acids.
AAGGCGUCCCGCGCGGAAGCAGCCGGGAGAAGCGGGGCUCUGCCAAGCGCCGCUCCGGGCGCCUCCGUCUCGGUGGUGGCGCGAGCGUCGCGCAGGCGCGCCAGGUGCGGCCGGAGGAGGGGCUGUCAGCGGCCAUGGCGGCGGCCUCCGUGAUGUGGGGCCGGGCGGUGCUGGCAGCUGCCCGGCGGCUGAGGGACGGCGGGGGAGGCCGCCGCGGGGUCCUCGGAGCCGCCGCCCAGGUCCUUGGUGGUGGUGCAGGCUUGUUGAAAAGCCACGGGCUUCAAGUGCAGCAGCGAAGGAACUUGUCACUGCAUGAAUACCUGAGCAUGGGGCUCCUGAAGGAAGCCGGCAUUGCUGUUCCCCACGGAUUAGUUGCCAAAUCUCCAGACGAAGCUUUCCAGGUUGCAAAAGAAAUAGGAACAAAGGACCUGGUUGUAAAAGCACAAGUGUUAGCUGGUGGCCGAGGGAAAGGAACCUUUGAAGGUGGCCUUAAAGGUGGAGUGAAAAUAGUCUUUUCUCCAGAAGAAGCACAAGAGAUUUCCUCCAAAAUGAUUGGGAAAAAGUUGUACACCAAGCAGACGGGCGAAAAAGGCAGGAUAUGCAAUCAAGUAUUUAUUUGUGAGCGAAGGUAUCCCAGGAGGGAAUAUUAUUUUGCUAUAACAAUGGAAAGAUCGUAUCAAGGCCCUGUGCUCAUUGGCAGUUCUCAAGGCGGUGUCAAUAUUGAAGAUGUUGCUGCAGAGAACCCUGAUGCGAUAGUUAAAGAACCUGUCGACAUUGUGGAAGGCAUCAAAAAGGAGCAAGCAGUAAAGGUGGCUGAGAAAAUGGGAUUUCCUGCAAACUUAAUAAAUGAAGCGGCUGAAAAUAUGAUUAAGAUAUAUGACCUCUUUAUUAAAUUUGAUGCCACAAUGGUGGAAAUUAAUCCCAUGGUUGAAGAUUCAACUGGAAUUGUGAUGUGUAUGGAUGCAAAGAUAAACUUUGACAGCAAUGCAGCUUAUCGUCAGCAGAAAGUCUUCAGCUUGCAGGACUGGUCCCAGGAGGACGCGAGAGACAGGGACGCCGCCAAAGCGGACCUCAACUACAUUGGGUUGGAUGGAAACAUCGGCUGUCUGGUGAAUGGGGCUGGUCUGGCAAUGGCCACAAUGGAUAUAAUUAAACUUCAUGGAGGCACUCCAGCAAACUUCCUUGAUGUUGGAGGUGGUGCUACAGCACAGCAAGUAACAGAGGCCUUUAGACUUAUCAAUUCUGAUAAAAAGGUACAAGCUAUUCUAGUAAACAUUUUUGGAGGCAUCAUGAGGUGUGAUGUGAUUGCACAAGGUAUAAUUGUGGCAGUGAAAGAUUUGGAGCUAAGAAUACCAAUUGUGGUACGGUUACAAGGUACACGGGUGGAUGAUGCCAAAGCUUUAAUAACAGACAGCGGUCUGAAAAUCCUGGCCUGCGAUGACUUGGAUGAAGCUGCUAAAAUGGUUGUGAAACUCUCUGAAAUUGUGACCUUAGCAAAACAAGCUCAAGUGGAUGUUAAGUUCCAGCUGCCCAUCUGAUCAAGCCGGCAGAGAUUUUCCAGUACUGUUCUGUUCUCCCCUCCGCUCUUCCUUCCUCCAUAUAAGUGUGUCUGUACAGAGGUUUUAAUGUUUUACUAUUCAUAUAAAACUAUCGUAUUGGUGAGAUCUAUUCUUUCAAGGCCUGCCUCUCCAGUUCGCUGCUCCAGAAACCUACGUUCUUCUCCGUACACUUGUUCAUUGCCCAAAGGAGCCUGAAGUUGAACUGAAGUCCAGAAAGAUUUUUAUAUUGGUCCCAAUGAUGACUAGACUUGUUAGCGCAUCUAUGCAGAAGCUCCACAGCGUGUGGUGCUCACAGGCUAUUUGAAAACAGUUCAUGAACCGUAGGUAAUACUACUGAUUGGUAACAGAGGAAUGUAUCGUAGUGACAUUGUAUAUUGGAAAAAAUAUUUAUAUUUUGCAGUACAAUGAAGUUGAGCAUAUCACUUGCUAUUUAUGAACAGUAAAGUCCCGUUGCUCCUUGGGAUGGAUCCAAGACUGUUGUGUGACCAGAAGGGUCUCCUUGGGAGCAGUUUUUCAAAGGUGGGAGGAAGCAGCAACAUUCUGUGAGCUGAGCUGCUCUCUCUGCCGGUUGAUCCACUCCAAAUGCUUCAGAAGCCAAAAUGAUUUGAGUAGUUCUAAUUUAAAUCAUUACAAAAAUGUAUUGUAGCAAUUAAAGUCUUUCUGGUACAUUUAAAAGUACUGUUUAGUUUUCUACAUGAAUAAAUAAAGCUUAUUUCUUCAGUGCUGGAGCAGAUGUACUACAACUCUUCUUAAAAGCAGUUAAUAAAAACCUCCUUUAAAAGAAA